Messenger RNA from Macrobrachium nipponense, 619 nucleotides. Its product is annotated as vacuolar protein sorting-associated protein 16 homolog. Gene Ontology annotation, cellular component: cytoplasm; HOPS complex; endosome. Gene Ontology annotation, molecular function: actin binding. Bases 36 to 476 code for a protein of 146 amino acids. The transcript has 4 exons. The record is from RefSeq and is a predicted model, not a curated record. Gene Ontology annotation, biological process: intracellular protein transport; vacuole fusion, non-autophagic; endosomal transport. Lineage: Eukaryota; Metazoa; Arthropoda; Malacostraca; Decapoda; Palaemonidae.
AAUUGGAAGACAGUCAACAGAAGCCAUAUGUAAAUAUGUCCUUGCAUGAUACUAUCCAUCAGCUAAUUAAAGAUGGACAAGUCAAAGAGGCAGAGAGACUCAGAGUUGAGUUCAAGAUACCUGAAAGAAGGUACUGGUGGUCUCGAGUAUUAGCUCAUGCACAGGCUUGUCACUGGGAGGAAUUAUCUAACUUUUCAAAAAAUAAGAAGAACCCAAUUGGAUUUGAGCCUUUUGUUGAUGCUUGCUUGAAAUACAACAACAUCAGUGAAGCUCAGAAAUAUGCAGUCAGAGUAAAGGAUGAGAACAAGGUUACUUAUCUCAUCAAGUGUGGCCUUCUAGAAGAAGCUACAAAAAUAGCUCAAGAGCAGCGUAGUGUUUCAAGUCUAACUGAGAUUUUAGCUGCCUGUGGGCCACAACAUCAGAGUAUUCAGUCGCGUAUCCAGAUGUUACUCAGUGAUUCGUCUUUGAGAAGUUAAUCUUGGUGUACAAGAUUAAAUGAAAUGUAAUAGUAUAAAUAUGAAUUUUUAAGAAUUUUGUGUAUACAGAUUAUUCCUGUGUAAGAAUGAUUUGGCAGUAACUCUCAUAUAAUGUAUUUUUAUUUAAUAAAGAAACUUCAUCU